CACACAGUCACUGACACUGAGAGGAGAAAUGGCGCAGAAAGGAGUUCAGCUGGACCGAGAAACCUUCUCUUGUUCGAUCUGUUUGGAUCUACUGAAGGAUCCGGUGACUAUUCCCUGUGGACACAGCUACUGCAUGAACUGUAUUAAAAGCUUCUGGGAUGAAGAGGACAAGAAAAAAAUUUACAGCUGCCCUCAGUGCCGGAGAAACUUCACAUCGAGGCCUCUGCUGGAAAAAAACACCAUGUUAGCAGUUUUAGUGGAGGAGCUGAAGAAGACUGGACUCCAAGCUGCUCCUGCUGAUCACUGCUAUGCUGGACCUGAAGAUGUGGCCUGUGAUUUCUGCACUGGAAGAAAAAUGAAAGCCUUCAAGUCCUGUUUAUUCUGUCUGGCAUCUUACUGUGAGAAGCACCUUCAGCCUCAUUAUGAUGUGGCUCCAUUAAAGAAACACAAGCUGGUGGAGCCCUCCAAGAAGCUCCAGGAGAACAUCUGCUUUCGACAUGAUGAGGUGAUGAAGAUGUUCUGCCGUACUGAUCAGCAGAGUAUCUGUUAUCUCUGCCCUGUGGAUGAACAUAAAGGCCACGACACAGUCUCAGCUGCAGCAGAAAGGACUGAGAGGCAGAGAGAGCUGGAGGUGAGUCGACAAAACAUCCAGCAGAGAAUCCAGGACAGAGAGAAAGAUGUGAAGCUGCUUCAACAGGAGGUGGAGGCCAUCAAUCAGUCUGCUGAUCAAACAGUGGAGCACAGUGAGAAGAUCUUCACUGAGCUGAUCCAUCUCAUCCAGAAAAGAAGCUCUGAUGUGAAGCAGCAGAUCAGAUCCCAGCAGGAAACUGAAGUGAGUCGAGUCAAAGAGCUUGAGGAGAAGCUGGAGCAGGAGAUCACUGAGCUGAAGAGGAAAGGUGCUGAGCUGAAGCAGCUCUCACACACAGAGGAUCACAUCCAGUUUCUACACAACUACCCCUCACUGUCAGCACUCAGUGAGUCUACAGACUCAUCCAGCAUCAAUAUCCGUCCUCUGAGCUACUUUGAGGAUGUGACAGCAGCUGUGUCAGAGGUCAGAGAUAAACUACAGGACAUUCUGAGAGAGGAAUGGACAAACAUCUCACUGACAGUCACUGAAGUGGAUGUUUUACUGUCAGAUCCACCAGAGCCAAAGACCAGAGCUGGAUUCUUAAAAUAUUCAUGUGAAAUCUCACUGGAUCCAAACACAGCAAACAAACGUGUGUUAUUAUCAGAGGGGAACAGAAAAGCAACACGCCUGUGUCAACAACAGUCUUAUUCUGAUCAUCCAGACAGAUUCACUUAUUGGAUGCAGGUCCUGAGUAGAGAGAGUCUGAGUCGACGUUGCUACUGGGAGGUGGAGUGGAGUGGGGGAUCGGGUUAUGUAGCAGUUGGAUACAAGAAUAUCAGCAGAGCAGGGAGUCGGACAGAAUGUAAUUUUGGACGUAAUGACAAAUCUUGGGCAUUAAAUUGUGACAACAACAGUUAUACAUUUUGGUACAACAACAUCCAAACUCCUGUCUCAGGUCCUCGUUCCUCCAGAGUAGGAGUGUACCUGGAUCACAGAGCAGGUAUUUUGUCCUUCUACAGCGUCUCUGAAACCAUGACUCUCCUCCACAGAGUCCAGACCACAUUCACUCAGCCGCUCUAUGCUGGACUUAGGCUUGGAGAGACUGCUGAGUUCAUUAAACUGAAGUAGACUGAAGUCUUUCAUAUUGUUGUGGGUUCAAAUCUGUAUUUUAGUUUCCAUUUUAUUUUCUCUGAAUCAUUGUUUUGACAUUUCUGAAAUAAAUAUAAACACAAUAAAUCAAAUUUGAAAAAAGUUUUUUCUUCUACAUUGAUUCCAGGAUCUCACUCAAAAUUGGUGGAGAAAAUGUGAAUCUCAAUGACUAACUGAAAUAGUCCUCCUGAAACACUGCAAAGUUAGGAGUUCAUAUUUUCAACUUUCUUCAAAUGGCGUCAUAAAAUAGAAAGAAGUCUCUUUGCUUUACUUGAUUUUGACAACAAAGACAGUUUUGAUGUAAUGAUUCAUCACAGGCAAAGUUACUCCACAUUUUUAAGCACUGAACAAAUGACUUUUCUUUGAUGUGUCUCAUUUGGAGAAGUAGCAGAAAAUAGAUAUGGCAAUAAAUAAAUAGAUGCGUGAAAGCUUCAAGGCAUUUCUUGUUUCCAGUCUUUCAACAGAUUGAAUUACAUUUUUUUAACCAUUUAAAAAAAUCUUUUUUUUAAAUGCAAGAAAAGUUGGAUAGUAUUAAAAUGAUCUGCACUAACAAAUAUCAAACUUGAUAAUAAUAAAAGC
Messenger RNA from Oreochromis aureus, 2296 nucleotides. RefSeq names its product tripartite motif-containing protein 16-like. NCBI's taxonomy places the organism in Eukaryota, Metazoa, Chordata, Actinopteri, Cichliformes, Cichlidae. The transcript has a single exon. The coding region runs from base 29 to 1696 and encodes 555 amino acids. Gene Ontology annotation, molecular function: protein binding; zinc ion binding. The record is from RefSeq and is a predicted model, not a curated record.